Messenger RNA from Hypanus sabinus (Atlantic stingray), 1224 nucleotides. RefSeq names its product protein FAM187B-like. The record is from RefSeq and is a predicted model, not a curated record. Lineage: Eukaryota; Metazoa; Chordata; Chondrichthyes; Myliobatiformes; Dasyatidae. The coding region runs from base 1 to 1224 and encodes 407 amino acids. The transcript has a single exon.
AUGGAAACACAGCUGACCUGGGUCACAUUGGUAAUGUCCCGAAUUCUUCCAAUCACACUGCUUUUGACCAGCGCUCUCUCGGCGUCCGCUGGUUCUUCGAACUCCUGUGACCCAAACCGGUCGUGCCUAAUCCCGUUUCUGAGCCGCAACCCGGCCACGCUGAUCUGUCCCAACGUCCCUUCCGAAGCCGGAGAGGUGGCCUGGGCGUACUCUAACAGCUCGGAGCCCGGCUCCGGGGCGGUGGUGCUGGUGGGAGCGGGGGCCGUCCCGCUCGGAGGAGGAAGUCUGGGCGACCUGCAGUCCCGUUGCCGGUUCUCCCCGCCGCACAUCUCCAUACGACCCGCCACUGUGCGGGACUCCGGCGUCUACCUGUGUCAGAUGGACGGCAGGACUUUGGCUUACUACGAGGCGGACGUCCAGGAUGUGGAGAAGGCUCACCUCUCGGGCAAGCCCGUCGGAGUCCCGGCGCUACCCAGCACCUUCCGAGAAGUAAAGGGGCAGCACUGGAAACUUUUCACCGUCUGGAACGCCUGGCAAGAUUGCGACCGGUGCGGCGCCCCGGGGGAAAGGAGGCGCCUUGGUUUCUGCUACGCCCGUCCCGUCGUUGGGCAGGAGCAAGCCGUGCCCUGCGGAAUCGCGGCUUCAGCCGGGCGUCCCGAGCUGGCCAGUCGGGGUCCUGAGAUAGCGCUGGAACCCUGCCAGGUGCCGUGCCUCACAGAAUCGCCUUACGAAGCGCACGUCAGGCGCUUGGAGCUGCCGGGUCGAAGAUUCGUCCCGCUCGACCUACCCCGCACCCUCCUCAUCGAGACUUACCUGGUCAACGUCAACGGGAACGCGAGCCUCAAGUGUCCCGGCGCCUCCGCCUUCACCCCGGUCUCCUGGCGGAGGGACUCCGUCUACAUAACGCGGGACGAGCUGUCUAGACGGCGGGGGAGCACUCAUUCCUUAGACGAGCUCACCGGGCGCAGCGCCUACACCAUUGCCGGGGCACAGAAAGAUGACGAGGGUGUGUACAGGUGCUACGUGUCCGGGGAACUGGCCGCUUCUUUCCACUUGAAAGUGCUGGAUCCUUACAGGAGAGGAGCGGCGGCAGAGGGCAACGCCAUAAGCGCUGUCUGGUACUUCUUGGCUACCGUCUCGAUGACCUUCGUGCUCCUGGGAUUCCUGAGCUUUCUGUACAUCUACUGCACCCAAGUGCGACGGCACCAGGUCGUUCACUGGUAG